Messenger RNA from Tyto alba (common barn owl), 6257 nucleotides. Its product is annotated as USP6 N-terminal-like protein. The transcript is spliced from 14 exons. The record is from RefSeq and is a predicted model, not a curated record. Bases 1049 to 3286 code for a protein of 745 amino acids. NCBI's taxonomy places the organism in Eukaryota, Metazoa, Chordata, Aves, Strigiformes, Tytonidae.
CUUCUCAGAACCCACAAACCGGCUCCGGAGCAGAUGAGAAUUGCUCCGAGAGCUGUCGUGUGCUGUAGGCACACAUGCUAAUAAAUCAGCAGGAUCUCGUCUGCAGUGAUGCUGGAUGCUCUGGCUUUUUGGGACGUUGCCGGUGGCGUGAGUUGCAGUGGGGGUUCUCACUUGGGUGUUCCCAGCGCCUCUGCUAAGGGAGGUGAGCGUGUUUUUAUCCAGUGCAGAUUCGGACACAAUACACGUUUACUGACGUGGGAACUUGUUUGAAUUUUCUGCACCACAUCUGCAACUCGUGUAAAGUGAUCUAUGAGCAGUCACUCUCAAAGGACCUGAGGCAGUUAAAACAUAAACCUCCUUGCAAUUCAGCUGUCUUAGUGCUCCUUCCACUCUUAAAAAAAAAAAAAAAAAAAGUUUAUUUGGUAUGCUCCUGAGUUUUUGUUGUAGUCAAGGAAGUAAACAUGCAAACAGGAUCUCCUGUAUCUUGGUUCAUCCUGCGUGAUAGUAAUUUCAUUCCUAAAGUCGUAAUUCACUUUGCGAGCGCAAGUCAGAUUUCCUUUUUGAUAGCAGGGUCGUAAGCGGGUGCCGGAUUCGGGCAAAGACUGGUGAUGUGCAGCGCGGCGCUGUGUCGUUUGAAGCUGGUGCUCGGCCGGGGUGUGCAGUCCGGGUUGGUUAAUGAGAGAGGAGCUGCGCGUGGGGACCAGCAGAAACCCCCGGUGCGGGCGCGUUGGGUGCGCUGUCCGCGUUGGGGUCGCGGUUGGGGUUUCUGCGAUGCUGGCAGGGGGGAUGCUGGCCGGUCUGGUACCGAGGCCUCGGGAGCAGCUUGAUUUCCGUGCAGCAGCAGCUCUGCGUGGCCGUCACUUCCUCCGGCAGCUCGUCACGGCCCCGGAGCGCAGCCCUGCGUGCCGGCGCCCGUCUGCACCGACCCCCGGCUCUGCCGCCUCUCGGGGGCGGGGGGGGGCGCCCUGAGGUUUCCUUGGGCCGUGGCGAUGCAGCCGAAGCGGACCCAAAGCCGUGCUCGUUUUGGCUGCGCUGGGUAGCUUCUGACAUGAAGAAAGAUAUAGAGUCUUUAAUAGUCCAAGAAAAAGAGGAGAUCAUUGCCAAGUAUGAGAAGGGAAGGCAGGAGGGAGCUCAGAUUGACCUGUGGGAAGAUGCUGAUUUCACGCUCUAUAAAGUUACAGACCGGUUUGGAUUCCUGCACGAGCAGGAGCUGCCGACCCGCACCGCCUUGGAGGAGAAGCAAAAACAGCAGGAAAUUGAACGUGUGGACAAGUGGCUAAAGAUGCUGAAGAAAUGGAGCAAAUACAGAAACAGUGACAAGAUGUGCCGGCGAGUAUACAAAGGGAUCCCGCUUCAGGUGCGAGGCCAGGUCUGGUCGCUUCUGCUGGAUGUUGAGAAGAUGAAGAAGGAAAAUGAAGGAAAAUACGAGCAAAUGAAAGAGCAAGCGAAGAGCUUUUCAUCGGAAAUCAAGCAGAUAGAUUUGGACGUUAACCGCACCUUCCGGAACCACAUCAUGUUUCGAGAUCGCUACGGAGUGAAGCAACAGGCACUCUUCCAUGUCCUGUCAGCAUACUCAGUUUAUAACACCGAGGUGAGCUACUGCCAAGGGAUGAGCCAGAUCGCGGCCAUCCUCCUGAUGUACUUAAACGAAGAGGAUGCGUUUUGGGCACUGGCACAGCUGCUGACCAACCAGCGGCACGCCAUGCACGGUUUUUUCAUUCCUGGAUUCCCGAAGCUGCAGAGAUUCCAAGCUCACCACGAGCAGAUUUUAAGCAAACUGUUUCCCAAACUGAAGAAGCACAUGGACAAGGAGCAGAUGACUACGGGGAUUUACACGACCAAGUGGUUCCUGCAGUGUUUCAUCGACAGGACCCCCUUCACCCUCACCUUGCGGCUGUGGGACAUCUACAUCCUGGAAGGCGAGCGGGUACUGACGGCCAUGGCUUACACCAUCCUCAAACUGCACAAAAAGCGCUUGCUGAAGAUGACACUGGAAGAUUUACGGGAGUUCCUGCAGGAGAAAAUCGCCGCUUCCCUGCAGUACGAGGAUGAUGCCGUCAUCGAGCAACUGCAGGUGUCGAUGACGGAACUGCGCAAGAUGAAAUUUGACCUCCCCCCGCCAGCGAAGCCUGAGGAGUUCCCGCGGAAACCCCUGGGCCUGGAGCUCUCCCUCAACCCAGUAACCGUGAAAGGCAACGUGGCAGCCAACAGCCAGAAUGGCCAGGUGGGCGAGCACCCCCCAGACAGGGACCCCCAGCCCCACAGAGCUCCCGGGGCACCGGGAGGAACGGUGGCGGUGGAGGCAAGGACUCCCACCCUCCGGGGCAGUGAAGCAGCUGAAGCGAUGGACGUCCACCUGAAUCCUCCUGGCAGGGGGCCGUCAGGAGAUGAGGCUCAGGCAGUGGCCCCCGGGGACGGGCAACCGCUGCCUCUUCUGAAGGCAAGCGAGGUGCAGGCCCACCAGCCCCUCCUGCCCGCGGCCCUGCCUCCGGAGCAGCCUCUUCUCCCUCCCAGCCGUGACACGGCGGACCACGGGCCGGGCUCCCUCCCUGCCCUGGCCGAGCACACGUCCUUGGACUCCUCCCUCCAAAACACCCCGAGCCCUCCCGACUCGAGCACCGCUGAGCUUUCAGCUACAGACCACACGGUACGGCAGCCAAAUCCUGCUGCCCCGCCGGCGGGCGCGCGAGCAUCGUCCUUCCGCGAGGCGAAGGCGCUCGGGGCGCUCCCUCAUCAUCCUCCGGGGAGCUGGCAGCGGCCCCGGGGCACGCCGUACGGGGAGGAGGAGGCGGCCGGGGCGCGCUGCGGCGCGGAGCUGCCGGACGAAACGGACUGGAAGCGCUUGGCAUCCAAAGCAGCGUCCACGGGGGAGCUGGCCGGCACGCCGCGGAACGGGCCGGGGGCGGGCAGCAGCGUGCCCGUGUUAUGCGGCGGCGGCGGUGGCGGUGGGCCGGGGGUGACGGGGAACAGCCCCUACACCCUUAUCAAAACCACCACUCCCCGCCAGCUGGCCCACGCGACGGAGCGGGACCUCUCGAACAGGAGGCAGGUGGCAGCGCCCCUGCCCGCCGCCUCCGCGCCGCCGCCGCCGCCUCUUGUGCUGGACCCGGAGGAGGUCGAUGCCCAAAAAAGCCUCCAGAAACCAUUAAACGCACUGAAAGCCCCACCGCCCCCGCUGAGCCCCAAACCAAAAUUACCGCCACAGGUCGCCAAAUCCCACUCGGAGAACAGUUUCCUUUCGGGCUCUCCGCCCCCGGCCAAGCUGCCCAAGUCGGUGACCUUCUAGUGGGGAUGGGAGGAGGUGAGGGAGAGGAAGCGGGUGCUGCAGCAGCACCCUGGCCCUGUUUUCAGGACAGACACCCCCCCUUCAGCAGGGCUGUGUCGGGGUGACAGCACAACAGCCACCGCCUGCCAAGCUGUGCUUUGGUACAAGCGCCCAGCGAGGGGAUGGAGUGGUGGCCGCCCGAGCCAGGAAGCACCAGCAAAUUGGGUUUGCAUCUCUCCUACGGACAAAUUGGAAAGCGCUUUCGUUUUUGCGUUCCUCGAAGCUCCCCGAGCCUCGGCGCGUGCGUGGGGAGAGGCGGGGCUGGUGAAUGUGUUGCAUGUUUUCUUCUGCUCCUGCCCGCCGUGGGGACCCGUAGCUGCGGGCGCGGGUGCGAGGCAUAGGGGUCCCAAAAGCUUUCUUUACGAUGUCUGAUCAGCGCAGCCGGCGGCAUUGCUUUCAAAAGCUUUCGUAGCAAUAGAUCUUGGUUUCUUUUCCCAGCGCUGGAGGCGGCAGCACUUUGGGGCAGGGCCGUGGGGUUCUGCUGCCUGCUUGGGGCCUUUCCGUUGGCUGAACAGGAGAAGCGGCUGCUGCCUCAGGAAACCUCCUGCCUUCGCUAGCGAGCGGCUGGAGUGGUGAUGGUGUCCAAUCGCGGCGCCCGAGCCGAAGCCCACUUUUACUUUGAGCAAGUUAAGCGCCAGGGUGGAAAUGGCACAGGGGCUGGGGAAGGGGAGCACAUCGCCCAGAACCUCAUCUCGGCCCUUCUGGGUUAGCCCACCCAGAAAUCAACAGCUAAGAAAAGCAACCUGAGGUUUGGAAGAUGCUGCUGGCGAGCAUCCGGGUCACCACAGCCCACUGCUGAGGAGCUAAAGCAGUGGCUGCCCACUCGUGCACCAAGUCCCGGUGCCCUGGCCCUCCCCUCCCCGUCCCGGGAUGUCGCUGCUGCACAGCCCAAACUGUUGGCUGAAGGUGUGCAGGGACGCGGGGGCAGCUCGCCCCGCUGAAAGAGCUGGGCCAAACUCCUGUUCCCUGUAGAAGGGGCUUCAUCAGGGAGGAGGUUCAGUGGAAGCAGGAGGAGAUAAACCAGUCCAGGUGUGCUGGAUUUGGCUCAGCUGUCCGGAAGGGGUGGCUGCAGAUGCCACCCGAGGUGGGGCUGCGGGUGGGCGUCCCGUCCUUCAGUGGAGACCCUGGGCAAAAGCUCCUUUACAGCCCGAGCAGGCUUUGAAAACUGAUUUUUAUCUGGCUGCUUCGGCAGCGUACCCUACCUGCAGCCUACCCGGAAGCCCAGCAGGAAACUUCCACUAAGUUACUUUGCGGGGUCUUAUCAGGUGGUUUGUUUCCUGGUGUGCGUGGGGUGGUUGAUCUUAGCAGCAGGGAGAGCGUCGGAGGGAGCACCCCGUCUGUUUGCAUGUAGCCAGCCACACCACAGCACCCUCAGCUUCUGCCGCAAACCCUGCUCCGACGGAGACCCCGGCUUCUGCUGAGUCUCCAACCUUCCCUCUCCCUCUGCAAAGCCGCGAUAAUGCCAUUAGCUACCUCGCAGGGGCGGUGUGGGGAGCCACGAGUUGCUCUUUGAGGCCAAGUGCUGUAUGAAUGUUCAGUAUUUGUGUUUUGAGACACCACGGGUCUUUUUCUAGGACAAUGGUGCUUGAAUUGGUUUUAAUUUACAGUAUGUUUUUUUUUUUUUUUCAGUAACCGUGCCAUGGUUAAACGUGUCUGUGUGUUAAAAUACCUGGGCAGUAUUUCAGGACAGGUAUCAGUUGCCUUUUGCUAGCAGCCCCCCGGCCUCUGGAGCUGGCCAGGAAGCAGUGAGACACGGCUGAGGGCUGGUGGUCACCCCCUUGCCUGGGUUUCUGUAGCUUGGGGGUUUGUCCUCUCCUUGAAGCGCACAUAGGACUCCUGCUAACGCAUCUAUUUGGCUCAUGCAUGCAAGACCUGAGACCUCUUUCCCCUCAUUUUGACCAUUCCCCCCCCCCCCCCCCCCAUUUCAAGCAUGCAGCCUUUGCACAUGGUGUUGCGUGUGCGCCCAGGCUCCUCACCCAGCACGUCCCUGGGCUGUUUUGCAGUAUUCACAUUCUCAAAGGUGGUUUGCUCUAAUUUUGGAGACCCAGCAAAUGCCCACUACCCAUUGCAUGACAUUUAGUGCCUGUUCAACAAGAAUUUGGGGGGCGGGGGGGAAAGGGGAGGAGGGGGUUCCUCCCCUCCAAGCCCUAACAGGCAUGAGCAGCAAGGUCCUUGGCCACCACCGAGCCUGGGGGAAGCCACCAGCUGGCUUCAGCGUCCUCUGGCGCGGGCAGACACGGGCUCCCUGUGUCCCACCAGCGUGCUUCUUGCUGGGAAGGUCUCCGACCUAAACCACUUGCCCCCCUGCCUCAGCCCCUCAGCAAAAGCCACCCUCGCCCCAAGCAAACUCAGGAAAGCCGCUCCCGCCACCAUUGCCCUCGCGUGACUCUCACCUUCCUGCCCUCCCUCUACUUCUAAAGACCAACGUUGUGGGUUUGGGGGUUGUUUUGGGUUUUUUUUUUUUUUUUUUUUUUGUUUGUUUUUUUUUAUUUUGGUUUGUAAUUGAGCACUUUGAGCGGCUGUGGCACCGGCGGGCAUCAGGAGCCACGGGCCGGCGCUGGGGACCAGCUCCCGCCUGGGACAGCGGGUGAGGUCGGGGGCUCUUGGCUGUGCACUUCAAGAGCCUGGCUGCCAUCUGCUUCUCUUUUUACUUGCUAUUCUUGUUUACAGCGUGAAACGCUUCCUCCGUGACUCUUUCUAAUGUAUUAUAAUUAUUACUUUUAAAAAUACAUUUUUAUGUCUGUGCUUUUUUAUUUUUUUUUUUCUUUUCCCUUUUGUUUUUCUGUGGGUUUUUUGUAAGAAAGUUUUUUUGGGGGGAAAAAAAAAAAAAAAAAAAAAGUCAUUCCUUUUUACGCUGAUCCAGACUGUCCAGAGUAUUUGAUGCUGUUUUACAUGGUUGUAAUGGUAACCGUUAAAGAAGUUGAGCAUAAAA